AUGUUGGAUCUGGAUGAUAUGAGGAAGCGGUAUAGAGAGCUGAGCAGUGUUGAAGAUAGUAAAGGGAAGAUUAUUGAGGAGCUAUUCUCUCAAGUUGAGGAGCUGCAGAAAGAUCUCACAAAAGCCCAUGAUGAGCUCGACAACUAUAAGGAGCUCGCUGCGAUGUUCAAGGAUAAGUCAAACAAAGACAAAGAGGCAUUGGAGAUGAAGAACCGUGAUCAUGCUAGACUGAGCUUUGUAUCUGUCCUUGUUGAUGGCGACUGUAUGAAUUUUCAAGAUAAUCUCAUCCAAAGUGGAUAUGACGGCGGUCAAAAAGCUGUACAGCUUCUGAGGAAAGCGGUCGAGGACUACCUAUUUCAACUUGACCCCGACCCCAGGAUCCAGUGUAAAAUUCGUGUAUAUGCCAAUGUGAGCGGCCUGUCAAAGACGUAUCGUGAAACGAACAUUGCCCCUAUCGACGGGACCCUAGAGGCGUUUAUCCAGGGAUUCAACAUGGAAAACGGGCUAUGUGACUUCGUGGACGCCGGAAACGGAAAAGAAUGCUCUGACGUGAAAUUACGAGCCCUAUUUGAGCAAGAUAUCCUCGAUGUUCAUUGUCAGCGUGUUAUAUUCUGCGCGUCUGCGGACAAUGGAUAUGCACGCGUGCUGGGACCACAUCGAGAGUCCCACCGUAUCUCCCUCGUCGAAGGGCCUUCCUUCGCGCGUGAAAUGAAAGAGUUAGCAGCGCAUUUUGAAACCACAAGCUUCCCAGACAUUUUCCGGUCCACAAAAAUAAUCUCCAGGAGAGUAUCAUUCAGCAAUGUCACUCCGCCGAGGACACCCCCUCAGAACUACGCUUCUGCAGUGAAAACGUCACCACCUCGGUCGCAAUCAACGUCGGAUGUGAAUCGACGAUCGCCUUCACCCCUUACUUCAGCUCGAAUCUCUAAUAGAAAUCGCAGUCCCAUCCGGUUAGCGGUGUGCAAGAAUGCGGCAGGCCAGCGUGUUGAUCCCCCCUUGCGGUAUUCCACCAAGGAGAACGUGGAUUCUUUGAAACAACGCAAGUUGUGCAACCCUUAUCAUAUUGUGGGCUCAUGUCCCUACGGGGAAAACUGUAACCAUGAUCAUGAGUCCCGGCUUCGGCCUCAGCAGGUAGAAGAUUUGAGGUAUAUUGCUAGGUUGAGAGUCUGUCCGAGAGGCGUGUGGUGUGCGGAGGAAAGCUGUGUUUGCGGUCAUCGGUGCCCUAGGGAGAAUUGCCUGGGUCCUGGGUAUAACGGGUGCAAGUUUCCCAAAAUCAUGCAUGGAGUUGAUUCUUCAAUUGUGGCUACUACUUUGUGA
Messenger RNA from Aspergillus caelatus, 1317 nucleotides. RefSeq names its product CCCH zinc finger DNA binding protein. Bases 1 to 1317 code for a protein of 438 amino acids. The transcript is spliced from 5 exons. The record is from RefSeq and is a predicted model, not a curated record. Gene Ontology annotation, molecular function: metal ion binding. Lineage: Eukaryota; Fungi; Ascomycota; Eurotiomycetes; Eurotiales; Aspergillaceae.